This is a messenger RNA of Bicyclus anynana (squinting bush brown), 2881 nucleotides long. RefSeq names its product fez family zinc finger protein erm-like. The record is from RefSeq and is a predicted model, not a curated record. Bases 216 to 1331 code for a protein of 371 amino acids. Gene Ontology annotation, molecular function: DNA-binding transcription factor activity, RNA polymerase II-specific; RNA polymerase II cis-regulatory region sequence-specific DNA binding. Gene Ontology annotation, biological process: regulation of transcription by RNA polymerase II. The transcript has 2 exons. Lineage: Eukaryota; Metazoa; Arthropoda; Insecta; Lepidoptera; Nymphalidae.
CGGCCACACCGUCCGCGUCCGCGGCGCCCGUGUACUGUGCGUAGUGCAAUGACCGCGAUGCGCACUUGAUGUGCGGCCCGACGCGCUUGAAGGUGGGUGGUCACCGCUCGUUCGUGCUCUAGUGACAUGUUACACAACUAGGUUGUUAGACUGUGCUCGUGAUAUCCGCUAGGGUUCCAGCUGGAAGACAGUGCUUACCUAAGUACUCGUCAAAAAUGCAGCCCUUCCAGUCGACGACGCGCCCUGAGGGCCCGCGCGAGUCCUCCCCCGAGAGGGCGAAGUCUCCGGACACUCCCACCACACCCGUGCUCAACUUCUCCAUAGCGAGGCUGAUGGAGCCAGACAGAAAGAAGUCCGUAUCCCCUGAACUGCCGCCACCUCCCGGUUUUCUUUCAUAUGGAGCGCAUCUGUUAGACUCGGCGUUUAAACAGUACAUUCCUGCAGCGAGGAGGCAACUGGUCUCCCACUAUCCGCUACUGUAUUAUGGACCAGACUUGGUAUCAUUAACUUACGCCCAUCAGCUGCAUCUACCGCGUCCACCGCCUGUGCAAUCUCCAGUCCAAAGAGUUCCGAGCCCCAGACCUGCUGCAGCAGACCACGCGGUCUCCUCGACGACCGGCCCCACUCCAUCACCAGCGAAAAACAAAAGCUUUGCGUGCGGAGACUGCGGCAAAGUCUUCAACGCCCAUUACAACUUGACGAGGCACAUGCCCGUCCACACCGGCGCGAGGCCGUUCGUCUGCAAGAUCUGCGGGAAAGGCUUCCGCCAAGCGUCCACGCUGUGCCGACACAAAAUCAUCCACACCUCAGAGAAGCCCCACAAAUGUCUGACCUGCGGAAAAGCCUUCAAUCGCUCAUCAACCUUGAACACUCACGCGCGAAUCCACGCCGGCUACAAGCCUUUCGUCUGCGAAUUCUGCGGGAAAGGCUUCCACCAAAAAGGGAAUUACAAGAACCACAGAUUGACGCACAGCGGGGAGAAGGCUUACAAAUGCAGCAUAUGCAACAAAGCGUUCCACCAGGUCUACAACCUGACGUUUCACAUGCACACGCACAACGAGCGGAAGCCUUUUACAUGCAGCAUAUGCGCCAAGGGUUUCUGCAGGAACUUCGAUCUCAAAAAGCACACGCGGAAGCUUCACAUGGGGGCCGGGAGUUCCAACAAUGAUUCGUCUUUAGACACACAAGACGAGUCUACACAGGAAGCGACGACCAGUCCUACUGAAGAAGCGCGAGCGGCGUUCAGACCUUUCCUGGGAGCGUCCUACCCUCGGAUCCUGGACCCCGCGCGGAUGACCGCGCCUAACACGUUUUUCUCAAAACUCUUGUGACCCGAGAACUAUUUUAAAAACUACAGCGAAGCAGCUUCGCUUUAAAUGAAUGAAUCGAUUGCGGAUUUGAUAAAGUGCGUGCACACUGGUACUUUCACCGCGCGUUUACUAAUCGCAUUCUACAGGACUAUACAAGGUUUUGUUUUCGUAAGGCGGAAGUACAUUAGUGUGGAAUGAUACUCGCGUAACACCGUAGCUAAUUAGGUAAAUGUCUAUAUUUUGUAAAUAUUUUAGAAAUGUAAGUAGGUAUUCGUUUAAGAUGUUUAUGUAGUAAUGCACUUACAAUGUUGCCAUAAAUAUAGUUAUCUAAUCUAGAUAUUCAAAUCUACAGUCUUGAUGUUACCACAAUCACGAAAAUUAUAGCUUUGGCUCUGUUGUAUCAUUAUUAACUUUACACCUGCAGUUUCUAUGCGCUUUAAAUUGUAAAGUCGAACUGUUCAGUUAUAUCGUUCGUGUGUAGUGUCACUUUAAACUAUAGUUUUUCUAAUGAUUUUAAUUGAAGUUUUGAUCAGAUAAAACUGUACAAUUAAACUGCGCAGUUAAAACUGAAGGUCUGUUGUCUGGAAUAUGUUCAUAACUCCGGUAAAAACCGUGCAAGUACGAGUUAUAUCCAAAAUAAUAACAUCUCUAUUCGACUCCCCUCCAUUGAUAUAGCAAUACUGUUGUGAUACACAGGGUAGCACAGAAAGUAAAUAAAAGACUUUGCUGUAUUGCAGCAGUACCUAUCUAUCUGUAGAUAUAUUGAGCGAAACGUGUAUUAAACUUAUAGCAUCGACAUAUCUUGCAGUGCGUAAACUACCUUACUGCCAUCAUCAGUCGAAAAUUUGUAACUUAUUUAAUUUUUUUUUUAUUUUUUCAUAUUAAGUACAUGGAAAACAUACAACAGCCAAACGUAGAACGUCUCAAUUUUUGGAAGUAGGUUAAAUUUUUUUCAAUGUGAGUUACGGCCUUUCUGAUUAGCACAGUGAAUCAUUGUUAACUUUCUGUGCUAUUGAUUAAGUAAAUUGUAAAUAAAUUAUUGAUAUAAACUGUAGUUUCUAUGUGGAUAGCGUUGUUGAAUGUAAUCUACUUAUUAGAUAAAUAAUUGUGAUUAUGUAUGGGAUCUAGUAGGCGACAGUUACAUGACUUACCAAUUGUAAAAUACAGUAAGAUUAUAAAUAUGUGAUUGUAAAUACUUAUUGAUAAUUGAAUAGAUGAUGAUCGCACAUCUGUGGUCGAUGCAGUCAGGUACAGAUGUGCAGUCACCUUUAGCUGAUGUCAACUGCAAUAUAUUGAGUGAAUGUAUAUCAUGAAAUUAUAAAUGCCUAUUAUGAAAAUCUAUAUAGAUACCUCAUGUGUUUUUUUUAAAUACCCACUUGUGCUACAAAAGAAGAAAAAGGUAAUACGAAUUUUUAACAUCUGUUGUAAAUCAUAAUAUUCACUUGUCGGGAUGUAGAGCUAAACAUUUUAAGUUUUAGAUUUUUUUAAUUUGCUUAUCUGACUUUGUUUUAAUACGCUUUUCCAGGUGCAGACAUUUUUUUUAAAGAAAGCGUCGAAACACAAUCUUCUUA